This is a messenger RNA of Phyllopteryx taeniolatus (common seadragon), 5893 nucleotides long. RefSeq names its product protein tyrosine phosphatase non-receptor type 11b (gene ptpn11b). The transcript is spliced from 16 exons. Bases 217 to 1998 code for a protein of 593 amino acids. Gene Ontology annotation, biological process: protein dephosphorylation. The record is from RefSeq and is a predicted model, not a curated record. NCBI's taxonomy places the organism in Eukaryota, Metazoa, Chordata, Actinopteri, Syngnathiformes, Syngnathidae. Gene Ontology annotation, molecular function: protein tyrosine phosphatase activity.
UUGUACAUUUGCGCAAAGCACCACGUUUCUCUCACUGUCUCAUUCUAGCUAACUUGGUAACACUUUGGACGAGCACCCACCACUAAACCUGCCCCCACAGCCUCAAUUUGUCUCAAUAUUGUCCUGACUCCCUCCUGGCCUCACUUGUUGUACAGUACUGGAUUACUCAAAUCUGAGGCUGCAGAAGGAAGGGGCUUGUGGACGGCUUCGACCAGAAUGGUGAGGUGGUUCCACCCCAACAUCACCGGAAUCGAAGCAGAGCAGCUCCUGUUGACCAGGGGUGUCCACGGCAGUUUCCUGGCCCGGCCCAGCAAGAGCAAUCCGGGGGAUUUCACCCUUUCAGUCAGGCGCAACGAUGAGGUGACCCACAUCAAGAUCCAGAACUCCGGGGACUGCUAUGACCUGUACGGGGGCGAGAAGUUCGCCACGCUGGCCGAGCUGGUGCAGUACUACACCGAACAACAGGACCUGCUGCGCGAGAGGAACGGCCAUGUCAUCGAGCUCAAGUACCCGCUCAACUGCAAAGACCCCACGUCUGAGAGGUGGUACCACGGCCACCUCUCUGGCCGAGACGCUGAGAAACUGCUCACGGAAAAAGGCAAGGCCGGCAGCUUCCUGGUUCGAGAGAGCCAGAGCAAACCGGGCGACUUUGUCCUCUCGGUUCUCACCCACGAGGAGAAGCACGAGAACGUCGACCGCAAGACCAAAGUCACCCACGUGAUGAUCCGCUACCAGCAGGAUGGUAAAUAUGACGUAGGUGGUGGCGAGAGGUUCGACACCCUGGCAGAUCUGGUGGAUCACUACAAAAAGAACCCUAUGGUGGAGAAGAGCGGCAUCGUAGUGCACCUCAAACAGCCCUUCAAUGCCACAAGGAUAAAUGCAGCUAACAUUGAGAAUCGAGUACGAGAGCUCAACAAAGUAGCAGACAAUUCAGAGAAGCCCAAACAAGGAUUUUGGGAAGAAUUUGAGGUACUUCAACAACAAGAGUGCAAGCUGCUGUAUCCCCGGAAGGAAGGCAUGAAACCAGAAAACAAGAGUAAAAACAGAUACAAGAAUAUCCUCCCUUUUGACACGACUCGGGUUGAAAUUCGAGACGCAGAUCCAGAUGUUCCCGGUUCGGACUACAUCAACGCCAACUACAUUAGAGGCUCGCAGGAAGAGGGGCGCCAGGUGGACGACGACAAAUUCUUCAUCGCCACCCAAGGGUGCCUACAGAAUACUGUUAGUGACUUCUGGAAGAUGGUGCAUCAGGAGAACACACACGUCAUCGUCAUGACCACGAAGGAGAUGGAGAGAGGACGGAACAAAUGCGUCUGUUACUGGCCCAACCUUCACGCCACCGUGGAGUUUGGAAGGGUGCUGGUGAGAAAUGUGGACGAGCGACCGUCUCAGGACUACAUCCUUCGGAAGUUGGAGGUGACCCGUCUGGACCGGAGGGAGCCACUGAGGUACAUCUGGCAUUACCAAUACCUGAGUUGGCCAGACCACGGAGUUCCCAACGAGCCCGGAGGAGUCCUUUGGUUUCUCGAGGAGAUCAACCGGACCCAGAGGACCAUUCCAGAAUCUGGUCCCAUUGUCGUCCACUGCAGUGCCGGCAUUGGAAGGACGGGCACCAUUAUCGUCAUUGACAUCCUCAUUGAUAUUAUUAACCGCCAAGGCCUUGAUUGUGAUAUUGACAUCCCGAAGAUCAUCCAGAGGGUGCGGCAGCAGCGGUCCGGCAUGGUACAGACAGAGGCCCAGUACAAAUUCAUCUACAUGGCCGUGCAGCAGUACAUAGACACAGCCCAGAAAAGACUGGAAGAAGAGCAGAGGAGUAAAAUGAAGGAGAGAGAGUACUCCAACAUCAAAUAUCCUCCCAUGGCCAACUCGAGGUCUAAAGUCAACAUGGCGUCGUCACGCUCUUCGUCUGUAAUGACAAACGAUGAUUCUUCAAGUGUGUACGAGAACAUCAACUUUAAAAGCCCGCAGACGUCCUUCAGCAGUAACACGAGGAGGUAAAACCGGUGCUGCGGACCUCCACGUGUUUCUGCAAGCUUCUCUUGUGGUCCUACACUCGUUAGAUCAUAGCCAAUAAUCGUCAGGCAGAAAUGAUGAGAAGAUUCCUGAAUCAGAAGUAGCAAUCUCUGGACUUUGUUUGAAUUGCUGUCCUUGUUAAUCGUCAAGUCUGAUGCGCUUCAACAUCUGCCCCGGGAGAGAGGGUCACAAGGAGACGUGGGAAAAGGGACGGCGAUUACGGCGCACCAGAUGGCCAAGAUUGAAGAAUAGAUUUGUCUCCAAAAAGUAAUUUAGACAAGGGCUGUAAUCCAGGCUUGAUGGCGUACGGCCACAUCACUGAUGCGAUAAGGAGCCGUCGGAGCGCUGAACCCUGCGUGCCGUGAGAUAUUUUUAGCCUCUGCCGAAAUAUCCUGGUCAAAAACAAUUGCAACCAUGUUAGUGGGACGUGACCCGGCUUGUGUGAAAAGUCAUGAAGAGCUCAACGUCUGUCAAAGAGAGAGUCAAGCUAACAAGCUAAGGAUAAAUUCCUCGAAUUUGGAUCGACACCAAAUUAGACAGAUGCCCACCGUGUCUGGAUAUUCUCAUUAAAAUUCUGACUUAAUGACUAAGAAAAAGAAUUAGUGCUCAGGCCGUCCACAAGGUUUUUCUUCCAAAUGGUCAAGUCAUUUUGCAUAAUCCUAACUUUAAUGACUUGCUUGGCAGAGACCUCAACACUUGACUUCCAAACUCAAGAUCAAAAGAGAGCAGAAUUAGUUGGGUUUUUUUUUUUGUUUUUUGUACGUAUUUCCUAUAUUUUAAAAAUGUAAUCUGAACUCACUUUCUUGACAUGAAUAGAGGUAAAGUAGAAAACAUGUUUAUCUGUGUUGUAACAUUGAGCCAGCAAAUCCAAUACAUCCAAAUAAUACGAUAAAGCAGUUUUGCAAAGGCUCCCGUUUUACAUAACAAAAAUCUCUCGGCGCACCCCCGAGCAAAAAUGUCACAAUACAAUACUGAAUACUGAAAUAAGGAUGAUCCCGUCUCAAUUUUCUCACAAAUUGCCUUACUCGGUGAGCGAUCUGGGCCUGUUGAACACAAAACUGAUGACUCCUGUUGGAUAUAUGGCAACAGGUGGAUAUGCAGGUUAAUUGUACCUUCUCAUGGGAGAGCAUUGAAUUCUUCUGCCUGUCAUUAUACGGCACAGAUAGAUGCAAAAAAUAUAUAUUUGUAAUUGGUAAUAAAUAAUAGAAUUUCUGGAGAAAUGAAGUGAAAAUUGGAUUGCACACUAUUGUACCACAGCAUCCAGGUUGGCUUUUCACUGCGGCACUGUCAGUCCCUGUUGAUACACUUUAAGGGCCUGAUUUACUAAGAUCUCAAAUAGCAGGAGCAGGCUUGCGGGAUCUAUUAAUAUUGCGACGUACUUGGCAACAGGUGUAACACCGUCCUAUUUAAAUGAAGGUUUUGCGCGUUAGGUAGCUUUGACGGUUUUAGCAUGGAACAUAUUUAAGUGCACCGCAAGCGCCAAAUUGAAGUUUGAAAUGAUGGAAUUGGAAGUGUUAGUGGAAGAGGCAGACCAACCGUGGAUAUAGCGCUACAAUAUUUAUCACCCCUUUUGAUCCACACACAAUUUGCAUAUUGAAAGAACGUGUAUGUGCUUAGAAUUACAGCAUAAACUCCCUGUUUGAAAGGGGAAUAAGUCUCCUAUGAGUGCAUCUCUUCCACAGCAGUGUGCCGUGGGAUUAGAGCCAUUUUGUCCUCUUUUUCAAGCUUUCUUAGUUUUCUUACCGUCUUUCACUGUCUACCGGCCCAUCACGUUUGACGGGGUCCUUCACAUUUCUUACGUUCUGUCAAGGCUGUCGAUGGAAAACACGUGGAUGCCGCUAAUGCUAAUCCAUCUCUUGUACCAAAUGAUGCAAAAACGACAUAACACACACAUAGCACACUGCACAAUGAGCUUUUGUCGUGUUUUGUCCGUGGUGUGCUUAUAUGGCGCUGCUGUGGCUGCCGGGAACAUAAUGUAAAUUAAGGCGUAGAUCAUUCAGUAGCUCCAAAAUUGCAUUUUGUCUCGAUAAUUUUUGUUUUUGGCCUUUCAAAAACGUUCACAUGAAUGGAAAAAGAUCUAUGGUCUUAUUUUGCCGACGCGUCCUCCUCACAAUCACAGCAGUCAUUGUUAUACACAGCAGUGCAAAAUCAACCACCGCAAUUGUUCUCACAUUUUAUAAAUCACAUUGCGUGUGAUAAAUUGAUCUUUUUGCAUCUAUCUACUCCUCCCAAUAUUUUGUGCAUUUGGGUAGAAAUGCAGAAAAGGUCAUAUUCUACCAUGCAGGUGCACUCUCCCGUCCACUCAAAUCUGUCAUUUAUGCAUUCAUUCACCUCUGCGAUUGCAGAGCUUUCCUCUUCAAACAUUCUGCUGGCGGCUUGCAGUAUAUUUUAUUAUUAUGAUUAUUAUUUUUAUUUCAUAGUAAUGGCACAAUGGUGUGUUAUAUGUUAAAUAAUUUGUGUUUAUUUGAUCUAUGUUGGUUGUCAAAUAUGGUAAAGUUACUCUCCCGCAGUCUGUGGCAGAAGCUAGUUGCAGAACAUCGCUGAUAUAGAACAGCACGCACACCCGCUUUUAUAUUGAUGGACGUACAAACAUGUGUUCAAGUCAUAAGCACUUAUUCUGACUAAAUGACUUUUACUGCCUUUAUUUCAUACAGAAUAAAAUAAAAUAAACUCAUUGGCGACGAAACAUCCGCUAUGGAAAUUAUUUUCAUAUUUAAAGUGUGCAAUAUUUUCCAAAUUGAUUUCUAUGGCAUUCACAAGUCUCUAGAAAACUCCAGGCUCCAUGAUUUACAGCCAGCCUCAGACUUUGAUGACUCCCGCCUCUUAGGCGGUUGCGCACACAUUUCCCGGUUACCUGGGUGGGUGUGCCAGAAGUCUGAACGGUAGAAUGCACGAAGCUGUAACGUGCGCAAGCCAGGCGCGUUAAAACAACGACUCACACACGAACGGGAGAAUAGGACCCCAAAUUAAUUGCGUGGCUUUUUUGCCCAUUUGGCAGACCCAAUCCCGUGUGUGCCCGGUUAUUAAAUCAGCUUCUACUGUACAUCUGUUGGCAUGUAAAAUCGAGUUUGCACCCAUUUUUGUAUGAGCAAACCCUUGAUAAAUCAGGCCCUAAGUGUGAUCAAAUGAAGUGUCGAAGGUGGAGAAAAUAAUGAAUACUAUCUGACCCUAUGGUGCAGUCCCAUGAGAGCCUUAUUUUUAAAAUGAUCAAGUUGGUCGUGUGUGCUGCAUUCACAGUCACCUUGUCAUAUUUUGUUUGAAUAUUGUUUGAAUUUAUUUUCUACAUUUGCUACAUCCAUGGCAUUGCUACCUAGUGUCUGUUAGAAUAAAGUCCCUCCCCCUUUUCCCUCGAAACUGUGGGUUGUGUUCGUCGACUUAAUGGAGAAAUGGUUCGUUUUGUUGCUGUAUUUAUGAACUUUGUCACACUGUGGAUCCUUUUGCUUUGUUUCAUUUGUCUUUCACUUUGCCUCUUUCUUUAUGUUAUGUCGUAACAUCAAUACUUGAAAGCGUGAAACUGCUGAAUCUUGGACAAUUUAUUUAUUUUUUCUCAUUUUAAAAUGUUCAUGAUUUGAUUGUGUUUGUUUGCAUUUAUAUUAUUAUUAUUGUUGUUGUUGUUAAGUUACCUCUGGCUCUGAUUUGAACCAGUGUACAUGGAGGUUUGCAGUGUACUUCUCUCUGCUAGUCCUCUCACUAUUUACUUGAAGAUGUUUGUUUUGGUUACUUGUUCCUCUUAUAUGACUGAGGUGAGUCCUUUUUUUGUUCUUCUUGCACUGGCUUCUGCUCAGAUGCCUUCUCACUGUACAGGCCGCUACAUGCGGAUGCAAAAAUUUGCCAUUAGUGGCAACAAUCCGGUUUGUAACAAUAAACCUAUUGUACGUUA